AUGGCAGAUGUAGAUAUUGCGCCCAAUUUUGGGCUUGAGCUGAAGGAUGGCUUCAAACCUGUCAAUGCCUGGGUUUCGAACGGAAUAACUUGGCUAGAUGAUAUCCAGCAGUUCUACCGAGAGCGAAGCGCAAUCGAAAAAGAGUACAGCGCGAAGCUAAACACAUUGGCCAAGAAAUAUUAUGAGAAGAAAGCAAAGAAGUCAAGUAGUUUGAGUGUUGGAGACACACCUGCCUUGACUCCUGGGUCGCUUGAGAGUGCUUCGUUGACGACUUGGACGACACAGUUAACGACGCUAGAAUCUCGCGCCGCCGAGCAUGACAGAUAUGGCGGAGAGUUAAUCUCACAGUUAGCAGAUCCUCUAAAACAUAUCGCUACAAGAUUUGAGGAGCUGCGAAAGCGCCAUGCAGAUUUCGCAGCCAAGCUCGAAGCUGAACGAGAUGGUACAUACGCAGAUCUACGGAAAACGAAGGGAAAAUACGAUGCUACUUGUCAAGAAGUCGAGAACAAGCGCAAGAAAGCAGAGUCAGCAUUCGAUUACUCGAAAUCGAAAGCGCAAAAUGCGUACCAGCAGCAAAUACUCGAAAUGCACAAUGUCAAGAAUACCUACUUAAUCGCCAUCAACGUUACGAACAAACAGAAAGAGAGAUACUACCAUGAAUACGUGCCGGACUUGUUGGAUAGUUUACAGGAUCUUUCUGAAUCGCGGACCGCUAAACUUAAUGGGAUAUGGGCUUUGGCAGCGCAGCUUGAGCUAGGCAUGCUAAAACGUAGUACCGACUUUGUAAAUCAUCUUGCACAGGAGAUUCCGCGAAAUCAACCGGUACUGGAUUCCAUGAUGUUUGUUAGACAUAAUGCCGCUGGAUGGCAGGAACCGCCAAAUAAGCAAUUCGAGCCGAGUCCCGUAUGGCACGACGAUGGCGCUAUGAUGGUUGACGACACAGCCAAGGUUUUUCUCAGAAACGUUUUGAGCAAAUCCAAAGGACAAUUGGGAGAAUUGAGAAGGGAAGUAGACAAAAAGCGUAGAGAGGUGGAGGGCGCCAAACGAGUAAAGCAACAGAUCCGCGAGGGAAAAGACAAGCGAGAUGAAGUUGAAGUGGUGAAAGCCAUCUUUGCUCUACAGGAAAAUCUACAUGAAGUUGAUCACAAGCGACUCACGGCGGAGGUAGAGACUAUAACAAUUACAGAAGCGGUGGGAGACGUGACUUUAGGCGCAAAAAGUCAUAAUUUCAAGUCACAGACCUUCAAAAUACCAACAAAUUGCGAUUUGUGUGGAGAAAGAAUUUGGGGGUUAUCAGCCAAGGGCUUUGACUGCCGCGAUUGUGGUUAUACAUGCCACAGUAAAUGCGAGAUGAAGGUUCCGGCAGAAUGUCCAGGAGAACAAACGAAGGAAGAGCGGAAGAAGCUGAAAGCAGAGCGUCAAGAAGCGGCGAACUCGUUAAAAAGUCCUACACAUCAGCCAGGUGAUAGUGUUGCUGAGCUUCCCACGAUGAGUCGCACAAAUACAAUGAACUCUCUCAGCUCUGGAUAUGCAGCUAGUGCCCAUCGAUCAGUAUCGGGCAGCGGUCCGCGGUCUCCAGCAGACGAGACACCACCCGAGAGACCAACCUCAGCAAAGCCUAGUAUUAGUGGACCAACAACACUGCGUAAGAAUCGAGUUGUUGCGCCCCCACCGUCGACGUAUGUCAGCGAGCUUCCUGGGAGCGCUCCAAAUGGUUCCGGAGCGGCUUCGAGCGAUCCGAAAGGAAAGAUGCUUUAUGCCUACGAUGCCAACGGUGAUGGCGAGGUCACAGUUGCUGAGGGUAAAGAAGUGACUAUUCUAGAACCAGAUGAUGGCGGAUGGACGAAGGUAAAAGUAGGUUACAAAGAAGGUCUAGUCCCUACCGCCUAUAUCGAGAUAUUACCGAUGGCAACCUUAGCACCACGCCCAUCAUCUAUCUAUUCCAAUUCUGGCUCCUCGAUGUCCAGUAGUAUUCAAGGCAAGAAGCAAGGUCCGGUAGUAGCACCAAGGCGUGGAGCGAAGAAGCUGAAAUAUGUCGAGGCGCUCUACGAGUAUUCAGCACAAAGCGAUGCAGAACAUAGCAUGACCGAAGGAGAACGAUUCGUUCUCAUCAAAGAAGACCCAGGCGAUGGAUGGGCUGAAGUGGAGAGGAACGGCGUGACGAAGAGCGUACCCGCAAAUUAUGUGCAGGCUGUAUAG
This is a messenger RNA of Glarea lozoyensis ATCC 20868, 2199 nucleotides long. Its product is annotated as Cysteine-rich. The transcript is spliced from 4 exons. The record is from RefSeq and is a predicted model, not a curated record. Gene Ontology annotation, biological process: regulation of actin filament polymerization. Lineage: Eukaryota; Fungi; Ascomycota; Leotiomycetes; Helotiales; Helotiaceae. Bases 1 to 2199 code for a protein of 732 amino acids. Gene Ontology annotation, molecular function: protein binding.